GAAAUGGAUGACGACAAGCUUUUUAUUCGGCUGAAGAGAGAAAAUCUUCCAUGCCCUCCCACAAUCUGCAAGAACAGGAUAAAAGUUUAUUACGUGUUCUAAUCAAUUUCAAAGCAAUAGCCACAAAUGUCAAUCUGUUACAGCUCUCCUUCUUGCACCGGAAAUUUCAUUUCCGGCGACCUUUUCCGGCGAGAAUGCAAGCUCUCCUUAAAACCUGGAAGGUUUUCUUGGUUUAAUUUUAAUGGGUUCGGGUCGUUACAAAUGGUUAGCUCUCAGAAGUCCACGUUAUCCCGUAUGGCUGUUGGCUCGAAUGUGAGCGAAGAUACAGAUGAUAUGUAUGAUGACUUGUUCAAGAAGUAUGGGAAGGUGGUCUUUAGAAGAAAUGACCAAAAGUCUACUAGCGCCGAGGUAGAUGACGAUGCUGAAAGUUUAGCGUUUUCUGUGGCAUUGGCUAAGGUUGCUAGUGAUGUUAAAGCUGCAGAUAUUAGAGUUCUUUUUGUGAAGCCUCUCGUGUACUGGACUCGGUUCUUUAUUGUUGCCACUGCAUUUUCACGACCCCAAAUUGAUGCCAUCGGGACCAGAAUAAGAGAUCUAGCAGAAAAACAGUAUGGAAGAACUGCAACGGGGGAUUCUAAACCUAACUCAUGGACCCUGUUGGACUUUGGUGAUGUAGUGGUGCAUAUAUUUCUUCCUCAGCAAAGGGCUUUGUACAACUUGGAAGAGUUCUAUGGCAAUGCAAAACAGAUUGAACUUCCUUUCGAAAACCAGCAACCAUUUCGCAGUUGAAAAUGCAGCUGGUAAUAUCCUUCGAUUCUCAACAUUAUAGUUAAAAUGAUUGGCUAAUCAAGAGGCAGUGGCAUCGUCUUCCUCCCAUGACAUCCCUCUGACAUCAGAAUCGCCAUAGUAGCUGCCAAGAGUAGCCCAGAUUUCUUGCAGCACCUACUUGUAUAAUUUGGAUUUGAAGUUAAUUAACAUUGAGAUGAUAGUGUAGUAUACAGUUCCUCAGUUGUUUAAUGUGAUGACUAGUUUUUCAAUUUAGCAAAAGGAAAAAAAUAAUAAUAAUUUUAUUUUUAACAA
This is a messenger RNA of Olea europaea var. sylvestris, 1077 nucleotides long. Its product is annotated as protein Iojap, chloroplastic. Gene Ontology annotation, biological process: negative regulation of translation; negative regulation of ribosome biogenesis. Lineage: Eukaryota; Viridiplantae; Streptophyta; Magnoliopsida; Lamiales; Oleaceae. The record is from RefSeq and is a predicted model, not a curated record. The transcript is spliced from 5 exons. The coding region runs from base 127 to 786 and encodes 219 amino acids. Gene Ontology annotation, molecular function: ribosomal large subunit binding.